AUGCCCCCUUCCAACCCCUCUGCCUUCUUUUCCAGUCGUUCCCUGUCUGUCUGGCCUUUGAACCUUGUGUUCCCUAUAUACAGGAAGGGUGGAGCUUCUAUAUUCUCCAGAACGUUAAUGAAGCUCCAGUCACAGGGCGAGUCCGUCUCAUCCGAGAGUCUUCCAGGGCCCACCACGGCCCCACGAUCCAGCGUCCCACCCCAUAACCCAACACCCUCCUGUUCACCAACAGAAAAUACACCAAAGCAGGACCUGAGACCUUCGGCAGUUCUAGUCUAGGGUCCUCACUGUGUUACAAGGACAAGCAUGGCUGACAAACUGGGACUUGCAGGUGUGGCGGACGAGCCCAGCGCCCUGAACAUCUUCACUCUGCUGGAGAGGGUGUCCGGGAUCAUAGAUAAUGUGCAGGCGUGCCAGCAACGCAUGGAGGAGAGACAGCUGGAGCUGGAGAACACCGUGAAGAACAUCCAGGCGGAUGUCGUGAAGUUGACGAAGGAGCACACAGCAACGAGUGGCACUGUGGAGAAACUUCUGGAGAAAACACGCAAGGUCAGCUGCCACGUCAAGGAUGUCCGUGUCCGGGUGGAGAAGCAGAAUGUACGUGUCAAGAAGGUGGAGGAAACCCAAGUCGAGCUGCUGAACAAGAACAAGUUCCGUGUCGUGAUCUACCAGGGAGAUAAUGAGGUCCCAGCUGUAGCUGCCCCCAAAGCCUCUCCAAAGGGAGCAACGGGCGGAGACGCUCCCAUAGACCCAGAUGCACCGGAGGCCCCGCUCCCAGACUCAGAUGAGGAAUACAUGGUUGUUGAGGAGGCCGACUCAUCUACUGCUGCCAAACUAAAGAAGACCGGCCUGAAGCGCAUUGAAAGCUUGAAGCAGACCUUCUCGCGUGAGAACAUGACUAAGACCAAAGAGAACCUGGGCACCAAGGUCAACAAGCUCGGUGAGCGCAUAGUAACUGCCGAACGACGUGAGAAAAUCCGCCAGUCCGGGGAACGGCUGAAACAGUCUGGGGAACGUUUCAAGGAAACCAUCACGAAAACCGUGCCAGCAAAGCUGAACCUGAAGAAGGAAAGGACGGUGGCCGAAGGUCAGGAAGGAGCAGAAGGGACCACGGAAGGAACAGCACCUGUCCCACCACCCAAGGGCCGCAAGCCCAGCCCUGAUGUGGCCUACACAGAGCCGACAGAGAAACAAGAAGGUCCGGAUGAAGGCAAGGGCGAGGAAUCGGAAGUGCCGAUGUAUGAUAUGAAGCAGCUUUCUUAAACAGCAAGUCUGACAGUCACAUUUGGGAAAGACUAAUGUACAGAUAUGAAUUAGAUUAUGGAGAACUUGAAGGUGGAAAGAUUGGGAAGAUCAGAGAUCUUGCUUCUGAGUGUGUGGAUCAGUGGAUUGUGCUUGCGACAAUUGAAUGAGCGAAUUGAGGAAGUUGUACACUACAAACAAUAUCCAUAGAGUUUUUUUUUCUUUUGAUUUUCCUGUUUACAUCUGUUAUGGACUAUGAAGGGUUAUGAAUGUUAAACCAAUGUACUGAGAUGACUAGGCUAUGGUUUUUAAUUUAAAUUCAGCUAAAAUUAGGGUGCACUCACUAUUGUUUUGUUUUUUGUUUGUUUUUUUUGUCUUUAUUCUGCCACCAAUGAGUGACACAUCAUGAAAAAGAGAAAGUUUUUGGAAACAAAUACUCUAUUCACAGAUGUGUCCAUCUACAGACACUACAGAUAUAGUGAGUAGUGUUCAGCAGGUCAUGUGAUCCCAAUAUGGCGUCCCCCAUGAUAGGACACCCACUUAAUGUAGAAAACAGCUUUUUGUAAGACAUUGAUGUCUCUCGCUAAAAAUUACUUAGUGCACCUUUUAGGAAUUGCAUAUCAAUUAAUUUACAUUUUAUUUGUUAGGCAUGUGUAAAAUUACUUUAAAUAGCUGAAUUUAUAUAUAUAUAUAUAUAUAUAUAUAUAUAUAUAUAUAUAUAUAUAAAAAAAAUGUACCAAGAUGGAUAACAGAAGUGCAUUUUGGACUUUAUCUGGAGAACUUUGAAUAUAUUCUGGUGUCGACUGACAUCCAGCAUGUCAACAAGGAAUGAGUUUAGAAUUUUUUUUUUUUUUUUUUUUUUUCAAUUUAGAUGUUGUAGCUGUUUUUGGAAUAUAACUUUAACUGUGCAGACAAGUCAUUUAUAACAACAUUUUUCUGUGCCUUUCUGUGUUGUUCAUUUAAACUAUAAAAAACAACUUUUGCAGUCUAACCUUGGUGAUGAACCAUCACUAUUCAGCUGUAGUAUUUUUAAAUAAACAUUUUAACUCAA
Messenger RNA from Megalobrama amblycephala (Wuchang bream), 2293 nucleotides. RefSeq names its product caveolae associated protein 4b (gene cavin4b). The transcript has 2 exons. Gene Ontology annotation, biological process: regulation of gene expression. The record is from RefSeq and is a predicted model, not a curated record. The coding region runs from base 307 to 1263 and encodes 318 amino acids. Gene Ontology annotation, cellular component: cytoplasm; caveola. NCBI's taxonomy places the organism in Eukaryota, Metazoa, Chordata, Actinopteri, Cypriniformes, Xenocyprididae.